Messenger RNA from Anisakis simplex (herring worm), 196 nucleotides. NCBI's taxonomy places the organism in Eukaryota, Metazoa, Nematoda, Chromadorea, Rhabditida, Anisakidae. The record is from the annotation of a GenBank genome assembly.
GUAACUGAACUUCUCGGCGGAGGUAUGCUCGACAUGGCGUCGAUCAAUAUCAUGCGAGGACGUGAUCACGCGUUCCCCACCUACAAUCACUACCGGAAAUUUUGCGGUCUUCAGCCAAUCACUUCGUUCGACGACGUUAGUCUUUAUGGCAUUACUAGAGCGAUAUUCAAUUUUGUACGAUAAGAUAAAUCCAUGA